Molecule: messenger RNA, 3195 nt
Organism: Talaromyces proteolyticus
Lineage: Eukaryota; Fungi; Ascomycota; Eurotiomycetes; Eurotiales; Trichocomaceae
Product: cohesin loading factor-domain-containing protein
Exons: 6
Coding region: 87-2960 (957 amino acids)
Biological process (GO): mitotic sister chromatid cohesion; maintenance of mitotic sister chromatid cohesion
Cellular component (GO): chromatin; SMC loading complex
Molecular function (GO): double-stranded DNA binding
Source: RefSeq, a predicted model, not a curated record
CUUCUGCAUGUAUAGCAAAUACGACAAGCCCUGGGGCCACUCCCUCGCCCUUUCUCUUUAUAUAUUCUUUACCCUUCCCAAAGGCAAUGAGUUACCCACCGCCCUAUAAUAACGCGCAGUUUCCGUCCCAGUAUCCUCCACAGUAUCUGCAGCAAAUCCCUCAGAAUCCAUCCCACGCUCCGCAUCCUCCGCAUUCUGCGUCCGUCCCUCAGCAGCAGUACAAUGUCAAUCCCAAUGUGCAAUACCACCAAUAUACAGCCUCGUAUGGCUAUCCCCAGGUCAUACUACCCCAGUAUGUCCCUCAAUAUGCACAGCACCCGCAACAACUGCCGCAGCAGCAGCUACCGCAACACCAACACCAACACCAACAGCAACAACAAUUCCACUCGCCGAUAGUACAGCAACAGCAAGGACUAGCGCAUACACUGCCACCUCAAUCUCCACAGCUGCAACAGCACCAGCAGCAAUACCAUUCCCCAGUAAUCCAGCAGCGGCAACAGCAACAAAUACUGGCUCCUCAGUCGCCGCAACCACUACAACAGCAACCUACGCAACAUCAGUACCAGCAAGUGCAGCAACAGCCGCAACACCCUGAACCACCUUUACAAUUCGUCAACCCUGCCGAAACCACCUUAUCAGCACUUCCAAUCCAACGCUCCAUCUCGAGUUCCGGCUCUCCUACCCAAUUCACCCAUGGGCUUCCCACGGCGCCCCCAGCCGUUCCUCAAUAUGCAUAUUCUGCAGCCUCGCCGUCCGCCCCGGCAGUGCAGAGCAUUGCGCUGUACCACAAUACUUCCAAUGAAACAAAGGAAAAUCGUCGUGGACAAUACACUCCAAUUGUAAAAUCACCCGCAAUACCUCCACCGCCUCUUAGCAACACCCCAGCUACGUCAUCUGCACCAGUCAGUCAAACGCAGAAAACACCAAAAGCGUCCCCUUCGCCCUUCAGCCUGGUCCCCCAGGUUGUGAUGCCAUCGCCGUCUAGUUACCAGAAGGUGACUCCUAAGGUAGUCGUCCCGCCAGCUCCUCAGGUCACACCCAAACGUCCCCCAGAUGAGGAUGUAGACUAUCAAACAUUGCUGCUAGCCUUGGCAGACGAGUAUUUGAAUACAGCUCAUAGGAAGGGGACUAAUCUGGCAUUGACAAAAAAUAGCGACGAUCUGGCAGAUUAUUACAAGUUGGUUGCGACGGGGCUAGGCUGUUUGGAAGCUGCGCAAACCAAUUUUCGUUUACCACCACGCACUGAAGCAUUAACGCGAUUGCGAUACGCUCGCAUACUCAUCGAAGAAACCGAUAACGAUGUAGAAGCUGAAACAGCCCUGAGUAAAGGAAUUGAAGUUUGUGAAAGAAACAAGCUCGUGGAUCUUAAAUACACCAUGCAGCAGCUUUUGGCGCGGAUGCUUCACAAAUCCAACCCCAAGGCAGCCGUAAAGGCUGUUGACAAUAUGAUUCAAGAAGUUGAAACAUAUCGUCACGUUCCAUGGGAGUAUGCCUUUCGCUUGCUUAGAGUGAGUCUUGCACUGUCCUCUAGAUCCCACCAAGAGUUUGUUGCGGCCAUUCAUAAUCUACAAAAACUAUCCAAUCUCGCAAGCCGAAAUGGCGAUAAGACCGUGUCCGUCAUAGCUGCUUUGAUUGAAGCAUUAACACAUUUACAACUGUCGACAAAUUCGGAUUCUGUUGAACAGGCCCAGAAUGCCGUGGCAGUAGCACGCAGCCACCAACUGGACCCGAGUGUGGGCGACAUCCCUCAAAUUGCCUCUAUGGUUCAGAUGGUAGACAUAUCUUGCAGCUUGCUAGAAUACGACUUGAACCAUGCAUCUCAAAAACUACAGAUAAUGCAGACAUUGAUGGACCAGCGUAUUAAUGACUCCCGAUGGCGCGAUGACGGGACGUUCACCAUUCCACUAAAUAGCAAAUCCUCGUCUACUCAGAGUGAAUUAGGGGAUAUACUCCGCGUAGAGGACGGGAAGCUGUGCUUGACUUUGAACUGGCUGCCCCAGCAUGACCUUUAUGCCCUCUGUUACUUCUUGAGCUCUGUCACGUUAGGUGCCAAGAAUUCGCACGACGGCCGGAAAGCAGAGAAGUAUUUGCAGGAGGGCUUGCGGAUGGUUCGUGGUAAUUUCAAGGCACCUGAAGAGAUAAAAGAAUCGUUUGUCGCUGCAGGCAAACGACUUGAAUGGCGACGGAUUUUACACUGCAAUAUUCUGUUGCAUCAAACGUUUCUGGCCUGCGCCAGAACCGACUGGGACACAGCUAAUCAAAUCCUCAAAGACCUGCGUCUCGCUGCGGAUGAGCUAGGAAAUACACUACCAGAGACGAUUUCGUGCCUCAUACAGUACGCUACUGGCGUGAUCGCUCAAAGUACUGGCGAUCUUAAUGCAGCAUUAUCUGCCUUUCAGUCCCCAAUCUUCUCACUUUCAUCUUCUAGUAGAACCACACGCAAUGAUCCUUGCCGGGAUACAUCAAUUCUCGCGGCCCUCAACAGCAUCCUGAUCCUCCGACAACCCUCUCAUCCAUCGCAUUCUCGCCUUGACGAUGUACUAUCCACAGUCGAGCCACUAUGUCUCAGUAGCUGCAACCGAUACAUCCAAGCCGCUUAUUAUCUGGUAUGCGCGAUUGUCCACACUGAUUCCACCAUUCAAACAAAACAAUAUCUCCAACAAGCCCUACAAUCCGCCACUGCGAUCAGCAACAGUCAAAUCACAUGCAUCACCCUGACAUUCAUGAGCUGGAAAUACUUUCGUGGGGUUAUUGGAGAGCAAGCGGAGAAGAGCGCGCGUGCAGGUCGAGCCAUGGCGAAAAAGGCCAACGAUCGUCUUUGGGUCAGCGUCACUGAUGAGCUUUUGGCUGAGAUGCUGGAUCGACAGGGGAAGGCUGACGAGGCGCAUGCCGUGCGUGAAGAGGCUGACCGGGUGUUGAUGGGACUGCCGUCGGCGGUGAAAUCGACAGAGUAUCGAUGAGAGGUACUCUCGCAAAAAUUGAAUAUAUAUGUCGACGUUAUUUUCCUUUUCAUUUCUUUUCGGACAUGGGGUCGGUACAUUUGAUCUUCUAAAAGAUAGUUUGGGUGCAGGCGUCACGGAUCUAAGAUACCACAUGCGAUUUUCAUUUACUUCUUGUCAUACUGCUCGCAACUUCUCAUUUGAUUCAACCAUGAUAAACGACAAUAAGAUUUGCAUCAACGUCAUGGCUUAGCAA